This is a messenger RNA of Penaeus chinensis, 4573 nucleotides long. RefSeq names its product beta-1,4-mannosyltransferase egh-like. The record is from RefSeq and is a predicted model, not a curated record. Gene Ontology annotation, molecular function: beta-1,4-mannosyltransferase activity. Gene Ontology annotation, cellular component: cytoplasm. NCBI's taxonomy places the organism in Eukaryota, Metazoa, Arthropoda, Malacostraca, Decapoda, Penaeidae.
GCAUCAUGGCUGUGAGUCGGCUGAGCCUGGCCUUCUCCGAGACACUGCACACUACAAAGCAUGUGGCCCAUGUGUGUCUCUUUAUCACAAUCGUCAUUCUGUUUGAAGUUGGGGCUCUAGGGCUGUGGGGAGACCCUCCUGCAUCUGCGUCGUACCCUCCUCUAGUCACACUACUCUUCCAAGUUACUCGACUUUUGCCGUUACUUGCACUACCCCAGGCAUUAUUUAACCUCUUGGGCUUGAUUUGUUUCAAUGCCUUCCCCGAGCGCUCGAAGCUUAAGGGUUCGCCUCUUUUGGCACCGUUUCUGUGCCUGAGAGUUGUGACCCGGGGAGAUUACCCAGACCUGGUCAGGCAGAAUGUCAACCGCAACCUGACGACAUGCCUGCGUGUUGGCCUGGAGAAGUUUAUGAUUGAAGUCGUAACAGACAAGACGAUAGAUCUACCUGAAAAUCAGAGAAUUAGACAGGUUGUUGUACCUUCUAGCUAUCGUCCAAAGAGUGGAGCACUGUUUAAAGCCCGAGCUCUUCAGUACUGCUUAGAAGAGGAUGUUAAUGUCCUAGCAGAUACUGACUGGAUAGUUCACCUCGAUGAGGAGACUCUAGUUACAGAUGCUGCCAUUAGGGGCAUUCUCAACUUUGUUAUUGAGGGCCGACAUCAGUUUGGUCAGGGCUUAAUAACUUAUGCAAAUGAGAACAUUCAGAACUGGUUCACAACUUUGGCUGACAGCUUUCGUGUGUCAGAUGAUAUGGGCAAGUUGCGGUUCCAGUUCAAAGUGUUUCAUAAACCACUUUUUGGAUGGAAGGGAUCUUAUGUUGUUACUCAGACUGGUGCGGAAAGACGUGUGACCUUCGACCACGGUCCGGAUGGAAGCGUGGCUGAGGACAAUUAUUUCGGAAUGGUGGCCUUCAAAGAAGGCUACUCCUUCGACUUUAUUGAGGGGGAGAUGUGGGAAAAGUCUCCGUUCACCAUUUAUGACUUUUUGCAGCAACGCAAGAGAUGGCUACAAGGGAUCCUCUUAGUGGUCCACAGCCCCCAUAUCCCUAUUAGCACAAAGUGGUUGUUAGCUGUCUCCCUCUACUCUUGGGUUACCAUGCCACUGGCCUUGUCAUCGGUCGUUUUAAGCACCAUCUUCCCUGUGCCUGUGCCUGGCCUCCUCAACUUGGUUGCAGCAUUUGUAGGGGGUGUCAACUUUUAUAUGUACAUAUUUGGUGUGAUCAAGUCGUUCCGUGUGGAUCGUGUUGGGUGGAUGAGGAUGGCCAUGUGCAUGAUAGGGGCCCUCAUUACCAUGCCCUUCAACUUCCUCGUUGAGAACAUUGCUGUGCUGCGUGGACUGGUGGGCAAUAAGCACAAAUUCUACAUUGUCAAUAAGUUAACAGGUGCUCCGGACAAUGGAGUGAGCAUAGUUUAAGCCAUGAGGAGCAGCCUGGCCUAGUCAUGUCUACACUGUUCUCCCACCUGCUGCUGACCACUGCCACUGCCCGCUGAGGAGUGUAUUCGCUGUUUGCCUACGCAUAUUGACGCUGCUAGUUCGGUCACCAAUUGGUGCUCAUGGCAAAGAAAGGCAUUACAAAUGUCUACUACAAAAUGUUCCAAAAAUUGAAUAAUCAAACUCUGUAUUGAAGAUUUCUUACAUCAAAGCUUUACAUUGGUUUUUGGCUUGGUUAUUGUGCUUUUUAAUGUGGAUAUAUAUACACAUCAUCUUACAAAAAUAGGAUGUACCUAGUGCUUUAUAAAAUCAUUCAGAAAUGGGUAGAAUGCUUUACCAAUGCAUUAUCAUACUCCUGCUGCAGUAAUUACCAUGGUAAAUAAAUUAUUGCUCUGUAUGGAAUAGAAUCUUCUACAGACAUUUGCAUCAUUACAGUUGUUAAUGGGUUGACCCUUUGGAAGUGGUUUUUACCAAAGACAAUAGAAACACAGCAGUUGAGACAGCAUGUUUAGGGUGCUGCAAAAUUUCUCAAAUUUUACAGGCUUGUCACAUGACCUUAUCUCAACUUCAUGUAGCAGCUUUAGACAGUCUGGGCUGGAUUGAAUACAGAGCAGUAGGCUUCGAUCAGAGGGUCUUUAGCAGGCACAAAUCAAAAUUUAGGUGUAUGGCCAAUGUCAUAAGGCCUUGCUUACCUGUUGAUUCUCACCUUAUUCCAGCUGGGGGUAACACAGCCAGUUUAAAUCAACUUAACUUCAGUAAAAAGAUCCAGACAAAUAUGGAUGAGUGCUUUGUGGUGUAUAUUAGCUUGUGAAUAUGAUGAUAGUGAAACAGGUGCUAUAAGCAUCCCCAUUCUUGUGAUACACAUUCACUGCCAGUGGAAAACAAGCAAGCAGAUAUUUAGACCUGUAAUAUCCAGUGCCAGGGCGUUGCAUUCAGGAUUUCCCUGAACUUGCCGUAAUUAAUUUCUUUUCCUUAAAAAUGUGGAAACCAAUGUUCUUGAUGUCAUUUGAUAUACAAUAUUUAUUUAUUUUUUUAAUUAUUUAUUAUUAUUAUUUUUUUGAUAAUUUUCUUUUCAGUCAGGAGCCAGUUUGAAAGUUGCAUUUUGAUGAUUGCUCAGAAGACAGCAGACUUGGAAUAUGUCACGAUAAACUAUUGUCAGUGUUUGAAAGACCAGCAUGAUGGGUGUUACUUAAACAAAACAAAUACAACCAAAAAAUAAAAAAUAUAUAUAAAAUAAAAAAAUGUUUCCAUAAAUCAUCAUUAAAAAGUUUCAGUACAACAAAGCUCUCUCAGAGCACAUUCUGUGGUUUAGCUUGCAGGAUGAACAUUUAGGUGCCUCGUUGGCCAUAAUGUUUACCAUUAGCGCUGCACGUGUAAGUGAAAGUAAUUCUUUGUGUUAGUGGAUGCAUCUCAUAGAGUAGACAUAUCUUUGUUCCUUUGGUUGUGAUGUUGUAUUUUAUUUGUUAGAAAAACUCACUGUGUUAUUGUAUAUAUUAUAUGUUUAACUCUUCCGAAGUGCGUUGGAAGAUUUGGUCUUAACCAAAGACUUAAGAACACUAGUUUUUUGUGGGCGUGAUAUUGCCCUUAUUUUGGUAAAUUGAAAGCGAUGUUAUUUAGUGUAGACAGAUGUACCUCACCAUGUUAAGAGCCAAUAAAAUGUGUGUUAAAGCUGAAUUUAUGUUAUAAAAAUGGCAGCCUGUUUAAGGGCAGAAAGUAUUGUCAAUGUCUGGCUGUAACAUCAUCUGUGAAAUCAUGCCAUAAGGGUAAAGCAGAUGGAUUUCUAUCUCAGAAUCACCUGGACACAAAGUAAUUACCAUAAUUUAAUAAGUAAAAACUGUUACAAGGAAACCAUAAUGUAGCAUAAGGCAGCUGCCACAAAUGUAAAAGGAAGAGAAAUCAUUCUAGAGUGAUGUUUUUUCCAGUUCAUGAUAAAAUAGUUAAGAGUGUUCGAGGGAUUUGUUCCUGGAGAACACAAACCGUGGGAAUGAACAACCAAAUGAGGGUUUGACAGGCCUCAGGACCACUCAGAGUUAUCCUUGAGAAUGGAUUGGAAGUUGGCAAAGUGGAGCUGCAACUCGAGUAUUGUGAGGAAUGUGUAAUUUAACUGUGUACUCAGGAGGUUAGAUUAUACAUUUCCAAAAUAGCUGUUUUAACUCAAAGUGUCAUAAGUUAUGCUGUCAUUUGUGUGUUCUAUGAUUCUGAUGUGUGUGUUGAAGUGAUGUUUGUUUCUUGCACAAUGGUAGUUGAUAUUUAUAAUGGUUCAGUUAGAGCACAACUUGUAAAUAUUUCCAAUGUGACUUUCUUACUUGUAUUUGAUUUGUAAACAAAUGCUUUUCUUAGAGGUUGGUGCAUUUACAGUAAGGGUAGUGAUGAUGCUGUGCAUCACUUUUUAUUUAUUCAGAUGUUAAUAGUGUUGAUUCUUUAUUUUUUUUAUCAUGAUUUUUUUCUAUGGGAGUUUUCAGCUGAAAGUCCUGAGUGUGAUAAAGUUAGCAUUAAAUGACAGAUUUUUUUUCUUUUCUUUUUCACUUGCAACAGUUUUAUUUCCUGAAACAGGCAUAAAAUCUCCCUCUGAUUCACUUGCACAAAGGAAGGGAUCUUUUAGGUCCUUAGAUUGGCAUAUGAUGCAUCUGAUAGGCCUGACUGAGAUUUUUGAGAAGCCUCAUCUAUAUUUUGUAUAUAAUAUGAGUGUCACACAAAUACCACCCCCACCUGCCCCCAAGAAAAAAAGGAAAAUAAAAUAGUGAAAUUUAAAAAGCAAGAACAUGGAUAUGAACUUUUUGAACCACUGCUUUUUAAGAGAUUUUUGCCAGUUACUUUUUUGGACAAUACAUCCCUACUUCACCAUUUCUAAAUUCUAUCAUUUCUUAUAUGAAAGAGGUUAAACUUGUUAUACACACUGCCAUUUAAAACUUUAUUUCAUGUUAGUAAUCUCAUUUCCUGAAAUUUAUAGUGGAUUUGAUUUCAAAAAAUAAUUUUGUUUUCUGAAAGAGGAAAUUCAUGUGUUUCAGUUGAAUAACAGUCAAACAAAAUUAUAUUAAAAAUGGCAGUAUUCAUAAAAGUUAGAAGCUUAAAAGUGGGUUCAUUUGAAAUGAUUUACUGCAAAUGCAAAAUUUUAAGUUUUAGCUAACUGUAACAUGUAAGAAGGA